This is a messenger RNA of Anopheles bellator, 2268 nucleotides long. RefSeq names its product protein sickie-like. Gene Ontology annotation, molecular function: ATP binding; ATP hydrolysis activity. Lineage: Eukaryota; Metazoa; Arthropoda; Insecta; Diptera; Culicidae. Gene Ontology annotation, biological process: nervous system development; neurogenesis. The record is from RefSeq and is a predicted model, not a curated record.
AUGUAUCCUAAACGGCGGGCACUUCAAAAAAACGCCAAGCCAAGCUGUUACGAGUAUCACGGAGAUAGCUACCCAAGGUUUGACAAUAACAAACUGGAAUCCGCUCGUCAAGUGUUAAACAGUGGCACGGAAGAUCAACGUGAAACGGCGGCCGCACUGGCCCACAAAAUGACGGAGAUCUCCAACAACAGCCCGGACAUAAGUAUAGCGCAAUUGCAGCAACAACUGCUGUGCGCGUUGAGUCAACAUGUACCGUGCAUUCCGCUGGAUCCACGGGCGGCGGUGGUCCAGGAUUGGAACAUCGAACCGAUCGAAAUCCGGGACAAUUCUGAUAGAGUUAUCGGGCACUUUUGGCACCGUGGUUUACAAAACACACUUAGCGAACUCAACCUAUCCAGCAGUGCUACUUUGGAUCUCCACGUGAAAGGCGUGCCAUUGGAGCGUGCCGAAAAGAGUGCUGGACUGCAAGCAUGGACUAUUUAUGCAAGGGAACAUGAAGCACGCAAAUCACCGGGCGAACCUUUCGUCCUAAGUGUCUUUUGUAGUACCUUAAAACCAGAGGCGCACCAACUGCUCGGCACGCUUGGCCGGGAAAUAGAAGAUUCUCGUGCAGGAAAUCCGGAGUGUUGUGUUAAGAUCAGAGCACUGCUUUCUGACACUGUGGCACGCGCGAUCGUUAAAGAGACGGUGCAACAAAUUGGCUACUUUGGGUGCACAAAAUGCACCAUCCAGGGUAUCCACAGGGAAGGCAUCAGCAGUGUGUCGUUCCACGACACUACGACAUGUGAACUGCGAACAAAUGCCAAAUUUGUGGAAUUCAAGUACGUUCCCUUUCAUCAUGCACCCAAGGUGCAAGGGUGGCUCCCGGAGCUUAAUGCAGGCGAUUUGCCGUUCGACAGCAAUGAAUUCUCCGGCUGCGACGGGACAAGGGCACGGCACGGUUCUUUUAUCAUCCCGCAAAACCUUGACGAAACGGAAGAGGACAAUAUCCCGCCGGCACCGGAACCACCGUCGGCCCAGCUCAUUCCGGCAAUCAUCGCCGAGUUGUCUCCCACGUUCGAGCGGGCAGCGCUGGUGAACGAAAUCCUGACGACCCCGGCCGAGGACGUGGCCGAUCCGGUCGACGGCAAGAAGAUCUCGAUCGCGGUCUACCUGGGGCAACCGGAUUCGUUCCCGAAGUACGCGGAGGAGAUGAAUGAAUGUGAUAACUUUUACCACUCGUCGCCGGACGACGAUGAGGACAGUAAGCUGGAGGGCGGUGGUAAAGCCGGUUGGUCCUCGUUCUCCGUCGGCACCGAUCUGGAGGCGAACGAGUUUAUCAUCGCGUACACGUACAUUUCGGGCAAGACGACCUGGCAGAACCUGGACUACAUCGUGCGGAAGACGUUCAAGGACUAUCUGUCGCGCAUCGAUCCGGGCACGAACCUGGGGCUUAACACGGACUCGAUCACCUCGUACCACCUCGGGGAGGCGAAGCGUGGCCCGGAGAUGGGCUUCCCGGAGCUGCUGCCCUGUGGCUACAUCAUCGGCAACGUGAAGACCCUCUACAUCUGUCUGCAAGGCGUCGGUAGCCUGGCGUUCGAUAGUCUGAUUCUGCGAAACAUCGUCCAUCGGUACAUGGUACUGUGUGGCCCGAGUGGCACCGGAAAGUCGUAUUUGGCUCGCAAACUGGCCGAAUUCCUGGUGGCCCGUGCCGGGUGCGAUAAUCCGAUCGAAGCGAUCGCCACUUUCAACGUUGAUCACAAGUCUUCGAAGGAGUUGCAACAAUACCUUGGCCACAUAGCGGAGCAAGCGUCGAUGGCGAACGCUGCCGCCGAAGAUCUGCCGGCGGUGAUCAUUCUGGACAAUCUGCACCACGCAUCGGCCCUUGGCGAUGUGUUUUCUUGCCUCCUGAGUGCAACGGCCUCCAAGCUGCCCUGCAUCAUCGGCACUAUGUCGCAGGCAACGUGCAACACCACCAACCUGCAGCUUCAUCACAACUUCCGAUGGGUUCUGACGGCGACUCAUAUGGAACCGGUGAAAGGUUUCUUGGGGCGCUUUCUACGCCGCAAGCUAUUCACGGUAGAACUGCACAAUCAACAACAGCAACCGCAGCUCGAAAAGGUGCUCAAGUGGCUGCCGACCGUCUGGCAGCACAUCAAUAGCUUCCUCGAGACUCACAGCUCGAGCGACGUCACGAUCGGGCCCCGGUUAUUCCUGUCCUGUCCGAUGAACCUGCCCGAUUCACAGGUGUGGUUCACGGACGUUUGGAACUUUUCCGCCGGUUCC